UUAGGUAUAUAUAUGUGUUUUCCUUCAUCCUUGUUCCGCCAGAGCUCCGCCGCAACCGCUGUGUGACAUCAUGGCCACAAAGAUUGGUAGCGUAAACCAGAGUGAUUUCAUGUUCUGUGAGAUUUGUGGAACCAUCCUUUCUUUCGAUUCCAGACUCUAUGUUCGAUGUCCCCUGUGCAAGUUCAAAAAGAAAGCCACAGAUGUUGCUAAAAUGGAAAUAAAAUACACCGUGAGCGAAGAGCAAAUUAGAAGAGAGUUGGGCUUAUCAUCAAUCGAGGUUUCUGGAGAAAGUUCAAGAUCAAUGGAUUAUAACGUACGAUGUCCAAAGUGUUCAAACAAGGGGGUAUACUAUCACACUCAGCAGACCAGGUCUGCUGAUGAAGGUCAGACCAUGUUUUAUAAUUGUCCCAACUGUGGAUACAACUUCACUGAUAAUACAUGAAGGGCCAAUGUACCAAUCAGCCCCUCCACUUUCUUUAAUUACCAUCCACUCCCCAAAUUUUCCACCAUGUGGCUUUUUUCUAUUCAUUGAAACAGACAUUGCAUUUCUGCAGAUUAUAUUUUUCUUUUUUUUUGUUCUAUAACUAUAACAUAGGUCAAAAAUGUUUUGGGGCAUUUCUAGGUUACAUAUUCUGGUUUGUUUUGACAAUUUAUAUUUUAAAUUGUCUAUCGGUUUAAAUGGUAACAA
Helianthus annuus (common sunflower) is the source of this 688-nucleotide messenger RNA. Its product is annotated as DNA-directed RNA polymerase I subunit RPA12. Gene Ontology annotation, molecular function: DNA-directed RNA polymerase activity; zinc ion binding; nucleic acid binding. Gene Ontology annotation, cellular component: COPII vesicle coat; RNA polymerase I complex. Lineage: Eukaryota; Viridiplantae; Streptophyta; Magnoliopsida; Asterales; Asteraceae. The transcript has 5 exons. The coding region runs from base 71 to 442 and encodes 123 amino acids. Gene Ontology annotation, biological process: intracellular protein transport; DNA-templated transcription; endoplasmic reticulum to Golgi vesicle-mediated transport. The record is from RefSeq and is a predicted model, not a curated record.